GGCGUUACGAUCCUUUGUGCUCAACACCAACGCUGUCAAGAUAUUUCGAGAGAUUUCGAGGCACCAUGUCGACGCUCACCGAAUGGCUGCAGGCUCUGAUGAGCCCAUCGCCUACAGCUUUGGCGAUCGCGCUGCUCCUUGCGCUCACGAUACCCAUUUUCCUGCACUCAUUUGUCUUUCGAGCAAGUGGCCUCACAACUCUCCCCUCCAUCCUGCUCAUAGGUCCAAGUGGCUCAGGGAAGACCUCCCUUCUAACAUUGGUAAGAACCUUUAGUUCAAAUACAAAUUACAAAAUACAAAAAAUAACAAGCAUAAAUACUAAUCCAUCACAGUUCGAGCGCCGCACCCAACCAGCCCAAACCCACACCUCCCAAUCCCCCAUAUCGGUCGAAUGCGACCUCCCCGUCGGCACCACCGCCAACUCAGACAAAUACCGCUCAGUCAACGACCCCACCAACCUCGUUCACAAAAGGUUCCUCCUCAUCGACACCCCAGGGCACGGCAAACUACGGCACCACGCCCUCGACACACUCACCAACCCCCAAAACCUGCGCGGGAUAAUCUUCCUCGUCGACUCCGCGACGCUCUCCGCCAGCGACGAAGGCCUGCGACAAACAGCCGACUACCUCCACGACGUGCUCCUCACCCUACAAAAACGCACAGAGAGUUCAAGCAAAGCCGCAAAGAACCUGAAAGAGAUUCCGCUGCUGAUCGCGGCGAACAAGAUGGAUUUGUUUACUGCGCUCCCGGCGGCGUUGGUGAAGAGUAGUUUGGAGGCCGAGAUCAGCAAGGUGCGGGUGUCGAGGAGUAAGGGCUUGUUGGACUCGGGGAUUGGGAUGGAGGAUGAGGAGAAGGAUGAGUGGCUGGGCGAGGUGGGGAGUAAGGAGUUCAAGUUUACGCAGAUGGAGGAGUUUGAUGUGUUGAUUGAGGUUGUGGGUGGGAAUGUUUCGGGGGGUGAGGGACCGGUUACUGAGAAGUGGUGGAAGUGGAUUUCGGAGAGGCUGUGA
Molecule: messenger RNA, 1007 nt
Organism: Hymenoscyphus albidus
Lineage: Eukaryota; Fungi; Ascomycota; Leotiomycetes; Helotiales; Helotiaceae
Source: the annotation of a GenBank genome assembly